CGGAACCCGCGGACGGGUUUGGUGGCCGGCGGCCGCUUCUUCGCCUUGCCGGGGAGAUGUCCUUUGCUUCCCAGAUGUAAUGCACCUUAAAUUUACUCAAGAGUGAAAAUGAAUCAUACAGAGGUUAAAUUGAAAAUACCUUUUGGAAAUAAAUCACUGGAUGCUGUUUGCUUGGUACCUAACAAAAGCUUAGCAUAUGGAGUAAUUCUUACACAUGGAGCGUCAGGAGAUAUGAAUCUUCCUCAUUUGAUGUCACUGGCAUCUCAUCUUGCAACUCAUGGAUUUUUUUGCCUGAGAUUUACCUGUAAAGGCCUUAAUAUUGUACAUAGAAUUAAAGCAUAUAAAGCCGUUUUGAAUUACCUAAAGACCUCAGGAGAAUACAAACUUGCAGGUGUUUUCCUGGGAGGUCGUUCUAUGGGCUCAAGAGCAGCUGCCUCUGUAAUGUGUCAUAUUGAGCCAGAAGAUGGUAAUGAUUUUGUUAGAGGCCUCAUUUGUAUUUCUUACCCACUGCACCAUCCAAAGCAGCAGCAAAAGCUCAGAGAUGAAGAUCUCUUUCGUUUAAAAGAUCCUGUACUUUUUGUGUCAGGCUCAGCAGAUGAAAUGUGUGAAAAGAAUUUGUUGGAGAAAGUGGCACAGAAAAUGAAAGCUCCCAAUAAAAUCCACUGGAUUGAGAAGGCAAACCAUUCCAUGGCGGUGAAAGGACGGUCAACAAAUGAUGUUUUCAGAGAAAUAAAUACACAGAUUUUGUUUUGGAUCCAAGAAAUCACUGGAAUGGACAGGAAAUAAUUGUCCUUAGCUAAAAGCUGUGUUAUUUUGAGUACAGAUAUUGUUCUUUAUCAAAGAACAGUAUACCUCUCAGCAUUAUGGUGAGACAUAUUUCAGACUAUUGUUGUUCAAUGUUGCCCUAUUUUUGAAACACAUUUUAAUUGUGAAAUAUCCUUUACAAAAUGUCUUUUGAAAGCACUGUUAUAGUUGUAUGAAGAUGAUGUACAAUAUUGAAGGUGGUCUAAAUAUAAUUUAUUUUCUUUAGUAUAGUUAAGUUUUGGAAAAAAAAUUAAACAUUUGAAUUUUGUUACAA
Messenger RNA from Perognathus longimembris pacificus (Pacific pocket mouse), 1078 nucleotides. It is a transcript of the gene Tex30, whose product is annotated as testis expressed 30. The transcript has 6 exons. The record is from RefSeq and is a predicted model, not a curated record. Bases 109 to 786 code for a protein of 225 amino acids. Lineage: Eukaryota; Metazoa; Chordata; Mammalia; Rodentia; Heteromyidae.